Rhinolophus ferrumequinum (greater horseshoe bat) is the source of this 909-nucleotide messenger RNA. RefSeq names its product basic salivary proline-rich protein 1-like. The coding region runs from base 1 to 909 and encodes 302 amino acids. NCBI's taxonomy places the organism in Eukaryota, Metazoa, Chordata, Mammalia, Chiroptera, Rhinolophidae. The record is from RefSeq and is a predicted model, not a curated record. The transcript is spliced from 3 exons.
AUGGCGAUAAAUGCCCAGACAGAGAACACAAGAGAAAUUCAGCUUCCCUCGCCUUCCCAUUCCCCUGGCACAGCCCAGCCCAGCUCGCCCAGCCAGACAGGACCAGUUUGUUGCCUCCCCCAGACAGAGAACGGGGUGGGGGGGGAGUGGGGAGCGUUUAUCAGACGGAGUAACGCCCGGCGGCCAGUCGUCCAAGACAGGGAGGAUCGGCCCCGGCCAGGCCCGUCUGGCUGCAAAGCCACCGGCGGCUUCUGCCCCGGGAGACAGGCUUCUGCUCCUAGCCGCCUAAGCUUCCCGAGGCGGCUCGGGGGCCCGAGACCCCCACCUAGGCCACUCCGGCCUCUCAACUUGAAGCCCCCGGAGGGGCGUCGGGAUCCCGCCCUGCUGCGGACCCAAGUGUCGCCUCACGGCCCUCCCCCAGGGCCGGGUCACGGGCCUCACAAGCCGCCGCAUGCGCCUAGGUUGCUCCCGGGUUCACUCACCUUCGCUGCCGGCCCAAAACUCCGAACGCUUUUUCCUGGCGCCCCACCCCCCGACCCGCGUGCGCACGCGCGCUCCCUGCUCCCUGCCCAUUGGCGCCGAGGGGCCCCGCCCCGCCCCUGCCCGGCGCCAGGCCGUGUGGACGGCUCUGCUGAGUCCACGUGUAACGGGCUCCGGCCCAACAAGGACCAGGCAGAUGCAGUUCUGCGGGCCUUUCCAAAGGGGACACUCGGCUCGAAUCCCCAGGGGCCCAGAUGGUUGCUAGUCAACCCCAGAAAUCCCCAGGAAUGUAGUCCAGCGAGUUCAGAACAGACCCCAGCUGCUCGGAGCAGCACCCAAGGUCAGGAUAUCCUGCAUUCCAAGCAAGAAGCGGAGCUGCAUUUGGAACCUGGAGAAGAGGGUAUCCCUGGGGGAGCUGGGGUGGAGUAG